UCUAUCACCCCGAAUUAUAGCCCACUUCACCCGCCCAGUGUUCACCAAGCCCCUGCUAACCACCUGCAGAGUCUCCGCUGUAUCUCCAUCCCUUCUGGUUGUUUCAGCACCAUGGCCAGCGUUGUACUGCUCUUCCUCGCCGCCUCCUGCUGCACGUGUCUCUGUCUCGCUGAAGGCGACACCUCAUUGGAGUUUGAGACUCGCGCUCUAGAGUUCCCCCACAAAUCGCAAGAAGAGAAGGAUCUGAUUGAAGCUUUGCAAGAGGUUCUGGAGAAACUGAAGAACAAACAGAUGCCGUUAUCAGAGAAGAAGCUCGGCUGGCUGCCGUCGUGUGACGCGGGCGAGCAGUGCGCUGUUCGCAAGGGUGCGCGUGUCGGAACGCUGUGCGGGUGUCCGCGUGGGACGACCUGCAACUUCUAUGUUCUUAAGUGUUUGUAAGAAGAGGAGAGGAGAAAAGGAUAAACAGCGAAAUAGGAGAGAGAGAACAGAAGCUUUUGCCUCAUUCAGCGGAGCACAUUCAGAUUGUGGAACGUUGUAUUGUAUGAUGAACAAACAUGUCUCUAUCUGACAUGUAGAGU
Molecule: messenger RNA, 578 nt
Organism: Coregonus clupeaformis (lake whitefish)
Lineage: Eukaryota; Metazoa; Chordata; Actinopteri; Salmoniformes; Salmonidae
Product: cocaine- and amphetamine-regulated transcript protein-like
Exons: 3
Coding region: 112-438 (108 amino acids)
Biological process (GO): G protein-coupled receptor signaling pathway; cellular response to starvation; negative regulation of appetite
Molecular function (GO): neuropeptide hormone activity
Source: RefSeq, a predicted model, not a curated record